AUGCUCGAUAAUCUCCCCCCAGACUCAUCUCCUGGAUCAGAGGACUACAACGAGAGCACCAUCCCCCAAAUCGAAGAAGCGGCCAUCCAGUUUGGUUUCUUCCUCAAGAGACAUUCAAUCACACCGUACAACGACGCUACCAUCGACUACCUUGACAUUCUUAUUGUAAUAUACAUUUCUCUGGCAAAGGGCAUCCGUUUCCGCGUCAGGGACGACCUUGAGGUUCGACAAAAGUUUUCUCAGAAUAAGAAACUCCCCCAACUCUUCUUCCUCAGCGUUUGA
Messenger RNA from Fusarium subglutinans, 282 nucleotides. Its product is annotated as P-loop containing protein. The record is from RefSeq and is a predicted model, not a curated record. NCBI's taxonomy places the organism in Eukaryota, Fungi, Ascomycota, Sordariomycetes, Hypocreales, Nectriaceae. Bases 1 to 282 code for a protein of 93 amino acids. The transcript has a single exon.